This is a messenger RNA of Leucoraja erinaceus (little skate), 1690 nucleotides long. RefSeq names its product ALK and LTK ligand 1 (gene alkal1). Gene Ontology annotation, biological process: positive regulation of ERK1 and ERK2 cascade; positive regulation of ERK5 cascade. Gene Ontology annotation, molecular function: receptor tyrosine kinase binding; receptor signaling protein tyrosine kinase activator activity. The record is from RefSeq and is a predicted model, not a curated record. Bases 104 to 598 code for a protein of 164 amino acids. The transcript is spliced from 5 exons. NCBI's taxonomy places the organism in Eukaryota, Metazoa, Chordata, Chondrichthyes, Rajiformes, Rajidae.
UUAAACCCCCCUCCCAAGUGAGAUUGGAGCACUUUCAGUUCGACAGGAUUUGGAAGGCAAUACGGAGUUAGUUGCCUUGGUACUGCUAAAGCUUCGGAAGGGAAUGCUCAUCUUUAAUCGACUUUUGCUUUAUGUAGAGAUGGGCCGACGGAGAUGGCACACUUUGCUGGGCAUCGCCCUUCUUCUGGUCACCGUGGAUCACUGUGAAGGCAGAGCGGAGCUGAGGCAGAAAGCGAGACAAUUACCUUUAGACCUCAUCUUGAAAGGCACGGGGGACAGCAAUCGCGGGGGCAGGAACACAGUUAAACGAUACGACACUUUCUACGCCUUGGAUCAAGACUACAAACAGAUCACGAAAGAAAAAGCGGUGUUUGUCCCAAGGCAGGACAAACCAAUAGAGAUUGUCCAUAGAGACCCCAACUUGAAAGGGAAGGUUUUAAAUCAUUUUGCAGGACCAAUCUCAUUCUCAUCUGAGUGCAGUAAGCAGUUUCAGCGUCUUUAUUAUAACACAAGGGAAUGUUCCACACCAACUUACUACAAAAGGUGUGCAAGAUUGCUUACAAGGUUAGCUGUGAGUUCUUUGUGUACACAACACUAAAUAUUUUGCCAUACCCAAGUCAUUGAAGAUGGAAAUCUGUGUUGCCUCAUAAGUGCCUUGAAAAUGUACCCAAAAUGAUUGGAAUUACAGCUGAUGUUGCUUUGGUUUACAGCAUUGUUUAUUUUAACUUCUGAAUGUGUUUUAUUUCUUUGUGAAUGUGUAUGUGUGAGAACAUUCCACUUUGUGUUAAUUAAGCAUAUCUUUGAUUUAUAAUAUUAUUGCAUUGAAUUCAAAUAAACCAAUUAUUUAUUGAAAUACUCUCAAUAUAAUGAUCUGCACUGGAAAUAAUUUAAACAAUACAGAAAACCCCAAUGAAGCAGUAAGCUUAAUAAGUUCACAUUGUAUUGACCUUCCUUCUAAGAGGCUGCAGGGCAAUGGACCAAGAAAAUAAAUUUCCAGCAUUAGCAGUUCCUUUCAUUAGUAGUGCCAAAAUUGUGAUUGUAAUCAAUAGGAUGGAAAAUAAAGCAUUGUGCUUACAAGGAUAUGUUGUAUAUUAAAGAGGCCCAUAUUAUUCACAAAGCUUAUGACCAUCAGCUUAAAUGAAGGCACAUUAAUUACUAGAAUAAAUGUUCUUUGAAUACUUUACACUCACCACAAUUCAUAUUUUGACUUUGUCCCCCUUUCGGUGACAUGGCUUCAUGCUGCUGAUUGAGAGUAUUGCGCUUUAUAAGUAGUCAGUGCUAGGUUAUUGUAUUUUAUAUUGAAAGACUCUUCAUGAUCUUAAAUGGGCCAAUCUGAUGUGCUAAUUAUUUUACAAUAGAUUAUACCUCUUUAAUUUUGUUAAGACUCUUAUUCAUUAUUUGCACUGAGCUUGAAUGCAAUGCAAUUCACUUUCCAUAGAAGCUGUAAAAUGAACUUCAUUCUAUACAAAUAAUAAUGAAAAUAUCAGUUUGACACUUUAGUUCUGAAGCUCUGUUACAAUGUACUGCGCAUUGAGAAUUUACGCUCAAAAUGUACCUUGCUUUGGAAAUAGUAUCUCAUAGCUAUUUUGAAUUACCAUUGGCACUGGCACUUAUGUAAAACAAUGCAAAUGUAAAUAUUGGAAAAGACUGGAAUACAACAAUGCUGUUUGAUGGAAUAAAUUAUAGUAAU